GUUCAAGCCAAGGUUGCCCCUAGUUCCAGAUCAGGAGUCAGGGCUCAGGACUAAUCGAAACCUAGGAUGGGUGCGAGCUAAUUUAGGGUCUGACCCCUAGAUCAGCAGACGCCCUUAUUUCCCCCCCUGCUUUUCUCGCUAAGGUUUCGAAUGGCGGAUCCCACGUGAUCUCCCCGAUUCUCGCGUAUCGGUUAUUGGCGCGUUGACCAGGCACCACCCUGACUUGGGCGGUUUUCGUAUCGUCCCGUUCCAGCUAGAAACCAUCGUGCCUCACACACACGGUUUCCGGUCUCAGCACAAGUUCUCUCCAUACUACGUCGCCACACCGCGCCCUCCCGCUUCUUCUCCUAUACCGUCUCGCUCACUAGACCCCUAUUUCCCGCACGCCUUUGAAGCACACAGUUUUUCAAUAAGUCAUCUCAAACCCUAAUCUCUAGCAUCCAGCUCAAACCCUAAUUUCCAGCAUCCAGCCAUGGCGAACCCGUUCGCCCCAGCAGCUGCCUCCCCGUUCGGCGCGGCGCAGCCCGCCUCCCCCUUCGGCGCCACUUCCGCCUUCGGCGCGUCCGCCACGCCCGCCAGUCCGUUCGGCCAGGCGGGCACGUCGCUCUUCGGCGGGGGAGCCGCAACCGGCGGAAGUGUGUUCGGCGCGGCUUCUGCGCCCGCCUUCGGCGCGACGUCCGCGCCGGCGUUCGGCGCAGCUGCGACGACUCCGGCAUUCGGGUCCACGGCUUCGCCUUUUGGCGGCGGCUCGUCUCUGUUCGGACAGCAGCAGAAGCCAGCAGCUUUCGGCACCUUCGGCGCAACCCAGGCCAGCCCCUUCGGAGCGCCGUCCUUCGGCCAGCAGUCUCAGCCCGCGUUCGGGGCAGGCGGGGCCUUCGGCGCGACCACCACCACCCCUGCCUUCGGCGCUACUGCCGCCACGCCCGCGUUUGGCGCCGCCGCUCCCGCAUUCGGCGCGUCCGCCCCGGCGUUUGGCGCGACCGCUGCCACGCCCGCGUUUGGCGCGGCGAGUGCGCCCGCGUUUGGCGCGACGGGCGGGCUGUUUGGGUCCACCGGUGCUUCGGCGUUUGGGGCUGCGUCUGCGCCUGCGUUCGGCAGCCUCGCAUCUCCCAGCUUUGGAGCAUCGGCGCCUGCCUUCGGAGCAACCACCUUCGGAGCCACGCCCUUCGGAGCAGCCGGCGCAGCAGCAGGCAUGGGCAGCCGUAACCCCGCAUACACCCCGACCAACGACACGGAAACUGGCACCACGGGACAGCCGGGCAAGUUCAUCUCCAUAUCCGCCAUGCCGGCGUACAAGAACAAGAGCCCGGAGGAGCUGCGCUGGGAGGACUACCAGCGGGGUGACAAGGGCGGGCCCGCGCCAGCACAGGCAGGCGGGGGGCUCUUCGGCCAGCCAGCAGCAGGAGCCGCUUCUCCCUUCGGCGCGGCUGCUACCCCCACGUUUGGCUCCCCUGGGCUUACCGGAGCGAGCCCUACGAACCCGUUCGGCCAGGCGUCCACGCCGAGCCUGUUUGGCUCGCCUGCCCCGUCGUUUGGCGCCGCUCCGGCUGCAACUCCUGCGUUCGGCGCGUCCACGUCUCCCUCGCUCUUUGGAUCCUCCACCCCUGCAUUUGGCGCCGCUGCCUCGCCGUCUGCGUUUGGUACCCCUGGGGGGUCUCUCUUCGGUGCUGCUGGCACCACUGCUGCCAGCCCCUUCGGCGCUGCUGCUGCGUCGACUCCCUCCCUCUUUGGCUCGCCUGCUGCUGCCACCGCCUCUCCCUUUGGUGCCUCCACCGGUGCGUCUCUCUUCGGAGGCGCGUCGCCUCUGGGGCAAGCAGGCGCGGCUGGUCAGCCCGGCACUUCCCUCUUUGGCGCAUCUUCCCCUGCCUUUGGCGCUGGCGCGUUUGGUACUCCUGGCGCUGCUGCUGCGACGCCCGCGUUUGGAGCCACGCCGUCGCUGUUUGGUUCGGGAGCAACCACGGGGGGCGGGCUGUUUGGGAGCUCCACACCGGCUGCUGGUUCCACCGGGCUUGGCUUUGGGUUCGGCACGGCCGGAGCUGCUGGUUCGGCACCGGGGUUUGGCGCGGCAGGGGGGUCGCUGUUUGGCGGGGCGGCAGGGGUGGCAGGGGCGACUGGGGCGGGGCUGUUUGGGGCGUCUACUGGGUCAGCGUUUGGGUUCGGAGGGGCGUUCCAGACCAAGCCGGCUGGACUCACCCAGUCUUCGGCCUUCCCGUCGUUCGGAGGGCUGGGAGCGUCAGCAGCGACCCCGGGCUUUGGAGCAUCGCAGCCUGCCUUCGGAGGAGGGCUCUUUGGCUCCACGCCUCAGCUGGGCUCCUCUGCCUUUGGCACCUCUUUAGGAGCGCCCUCCAUGGGAGGCCUUUUCGGCCAGUCCCAGCCUCAACAGCAGCAGCAGCAGUUGCAGCUCCAGCAGCAGCAACAGCAGCAGCAGCUGCUGCAGCAGCUGCAGCAGUCGGGGUUGCUCCAAUCUCCCUUUGGCGUUCUUCCAGCCCAGCCAAACUUCGGCCUUGGUGCAGCGGGAGGGGUCAGAACGAGCACGGAGCUUGGCAUCUCCAGCAUGCCUGCAUCAGACCGCUAUGCUUCAGGCACGCGGGUCUCCUCCAUCCUCACCCCCCGCCGCAUCACUCCACGCACGCGUGCACGUAUGCACCCCACCCGCCACUUCCACCCCACCCGGGACACCGCCCGCGUGCCCUUCUUCUUCUCCCCCGCUGACCACGACGACCUCUCCGCCGCCGUGCCCCGCGCCGACGCCCUCUUUGUGCCACGCGACAACCCCCGCGCGCUCUUCAUCCGCACCCCCGUCGCCCCCGCCCCCGCCCCCGCCCCCGCUCCUGCCGCUGCUGCUGGUGCCGGUGCUGCGGACGGCAGCCCAAAUGGACCAGGUGCCGCAGGUUCGCCUCAAGGGUCAGAUUACCAGUCCCCCCCUGCAGGCGCGUCUCCCAGAGACGCCUACUAUGCUCCCUCCGCCCCUCCCUACGACUCAUCCGACCUGCCAGCCAACGCGGGGCAGUCCCCCAAGAGCCCCUCUGCUGCCCGCGCCGCAGGCACAGGUGGGGGGUUUGGGUCCGCCAUGCCCUCCCCAACGCUCUCCCCCGCGUGGAACGGCUCCUUCUCCCCCUCCUCCCCCCCUCCACCCACUCGCACCACUGCAAACGGGUCUGACCUCGAGUCUCACCUCCCGAAGCUCAAGUCUCCGGACUAUUUCACGGAGCCGUCUCUCUCGGCGCUGGCUGCGCUGGAGCGGUCGCUCCCGGGGUCGCUGGCGCGGGUGCGGGAUUUCGUGGUGGGGAGGAAGGGGUUUGGGAGCGUGCGGUUUCUGGGGGAGACGGACGUGCGGGGCCUGGACGUGGAGGCGAUAGUGCAGUUUCACAAGUGCGAGAUCCUGGUGUAUAUGGACGAGGAGAGGAAGCCGCCUGUUGGGGAGGAGCUAAACAAACCCGCUGAAGUGACGCUGCUGCAGGUGGUGUGCGUCGACAAGAGGACCGGCAAAGCAGUCACGGAAGGGGCAGAGCUGGAUCGUUUUGAGCGCAAGCUGCGGCGCAAGACGGCGGAGCAGGAGGCGGAGUUCCUCUCGUUCAACGCCGCCAAGGGCGAGUGGCGUUUCAAAGUCAACCACUUCAGCCGGUACGGCCUCGAGGACUCGGAUGACGAGGAGGAAGAGGAGGAGGAGGAGGAGGAGGAGGAGAAGAGGGGGAGAGAGGGGAGGGAGGAGGGGAGGGAGGGUAUGAGUGGUGGUAGUGAUGAUGAUGAUGGGGAUGUGGAUGUGGAUGGGGAUGGGGAUACAGGACGGCGGAAGUCGCAGUGGGGUGGCCAGAGCGGUGCAGCCGGGCCACCUGGCGGCGUGUCAUUGGACAGAGCGCUGCCAGCUCAGCUGGGAAUCGACCCAAUCAGGCUGCAGCAGAUGCGCCAGGUCAUGUUUGGUGGUGACGAUGAUGAUAAUGAUGGUGGGGACGGCGAUUAUGGUGCUGGUUAUGCUGGGUUGGGGGGUAUGGGUCUGGCAAGCGCCAAGAGGAAGCAAGGGGGGUUUGGGUCAUCAGGGUUUGGAAUAGAAGCCAUGGAGUCAGACUGGCAAGCCUGGGGAACGAAAAAGGCUCCUCGCUUCGGCAUGCUGGGUGCUGCUGCCGCUGCUGCUGCUGCUGCUGCUGCUGGCGCCACCAGUGCUGCUGGCGCUGCUACCAGAAAUGCAGGGGAUCCUUUGGCCAACCCCUGGGCAGCUGGAUUCCGGGCCAACAGGAGGGCAGGAGGGCUUGGAUCGCAGAAAGCGUCCUCGUUUCGAGCAGUCAGCAGGGGAGGCGUCAGGGUCUUUUCUGAGUUCGAGGCAGGGUCAGCAGGAGCAGCAGCAGGAGCAGGAGCAGGAGGAGCAGCAGGGGGAGGGGCGGGUGCGGUCCUUGCACUGGGGCUGCAAGGCCGUGUGCCUGCGCAUGUGCACCCAGGGGCAGUUGUGGCGUCUGGGUUCGAAUGGACCAUCCCCAAGGCUACGGCUACAGCUGCAGCGGGGGCGCUGGCAACAGCAGCAGCAGAGGUGGCGCAGACGGUAGCAGCAGUGGCUGUGGUAGCAACGGUGCCAGGGGAGGGCAGCAGCGGCGUGGCAGUGGAUGCAGGGCUCUUCCUCGGCCGCUCCUUCCGCGUUGGCUGGGGCCCGGCGGGGCUGCUGGUCACACCGGGCAAGGUGCUGCCUGCUGGGAGCUUUGCCUCUGCCAGGACACAUGCCGCUGGUGCAGCUGCCGGUGCUGCAGCAGCAAGAGGGGCGGUGGGGUUACCAGGAGGAGCAGCAGCAGCAGCGGUGGGUGUGACUCCAAUUUCAUCUAAAAUCACGGUUACUCAGGUGGCUUUUAGCCCCUGGUCGUCCGUUCCUCCGCCGCCCCCCUCUUCCGCCUUCAGUCCGCUCCUCAGCCCAGGGGUGGCGGGGCGAGAUGCUGAGGCGGCGGCAGCAGCAGCAGAGAGGGGCGCGGCUGAGAGAGAGCGGCUACAGCAGCUGCUGCUGAUUCAGCCGCUGCUGCUGCACUUCCAGUCGAGCAGUGUGGUGGGGAGGGGAGAGGGGGGGGAAGAGGGAGGGAGGAGUGGAGGUGGGGAGGAGGGGGACGGGGAGGUGCUGCAGAGUGAGGAGGAGGGGGGGGAGGGGGAGAAGAGUGGCGAUGAUGAUGAGAUGGAGGGGGGGGAAACGGGCGGGAGAGAGGAGGGAAGGGAGGAGGGGAGAGAAUGGGUGGGGCGGAGGUUGGUGUGCAGUCGGCGUGGCGGCGGCUUGGCUUCUCUCUGCCGCCGCUACAGUGCCCUAGCUGAAGCAGCGGCUGACGCUGUUGCUUCUGCAAGGGCAGCAUCUAGGCAGGGGCAGGGUACGUCUGGGCAGGCUGUAUCUGGACAGGUGUUAUCCGGGCAGGGUGUAUCUGAGCGGCAGCUGCAGCACGAGCAGGCGGUGUGGCAGCUGGUGGACGUGCUCUUCUCUGAUUGGCAGGGAAAGCGGCGCUCUGCUGUUAUGGAGGGGUCGGCAGGGGUGGGGAGUGGUGAAGGCGAUGUGUCAGGUGAAAAGUCAGGAGAUGGUUUGCGUGAUGGAUCCAUGGAGGAGGAGAGGGAUGGGGAGGUGGAGGAUGGGGGUGGGGAGGAGAUGGAGGGGAUGAUGAGUGGGGGUGGGGAGGUGAAUGGGAUAGGGCGAGGGGAGGGGAGGGAGGGGGAGGGGGAGGGCGCAGCGCUGAACCGGCGUUUGUUUGAGGAUGAUGCUCUGGAGGAGGAGGAGGACGCACAGGGAGGUGCUGGCAGUGCUGCUACCGCUCGUGCUGCCGCUGCUGCUGCUGCUGCUGAGCAGCCGCAGUGGCUUGAGGGGGCAGAAAACCGGGAUGAGGGGGAGGAGGAGGCGCAGGAGGAGCAGCUGGAGGAUAAGAGCGAGAAGGAGGAGAAAGAAGGGGAGGAGGAGGAAGAGGGAGAGGAGGAGGCGGGGGAGGAGAAGGAGUUGUACGACGAGGAGACAAUGGGCUUCUUCCGCAGAGCGGAGUUCAGCGCGUGGCUCCAGGCAGUGGUGGCGCCCGCCAUCGUUCACGAGCUCAACGCCCUGGCAGCCAACCCUAACAGCACAUUCAAUCCUCUCACCACCACCAGCGCUGCUGCUACAGCUGCUACAGCAGCCGCCUCUCUCCCCCUGCGUGUGGCCUUCAUUUGUCUCACGGGGCUGCAGCUGGAGCCGGCAGUGGGCGCCGCUGCUCUUGCCGGUGACGUGCGCCUGGCUUCUCUUCUCUCCCUCGCCCACUCCGCCCCCGCUGCCACGCGUGCUGACGCUGCACGCCAGCUGGCGCUUUGGGAUAGGCUGGCGGGGGGAACAGGUGCGGGGAAGCAGGGAGGCGGGGGCGUUGGAGGGAGAGGGGGAGGAAGGGGAGGCGGGUGUGAAGGGGGCGGGGGCGCGGAUGGGGAUGGGGUUUUGCCAGAAGAGUGUGGCUCGUUGCUAAAGCUGGCAGAAGGGUCGUUGGUGAGUGUGGAGAGGCUGCGGCUGCUGCGGCUGGUGGCGGGAGAUGUGGUGGGCGCGCUGGAGGGUCGGCCGCUUGACUGGAAGAGGCACCUGGGGCUGCUCAUGUGGUUCGGCAUGCCCUCAGCCUCGUCGCUAGGCUUGGUGAUUGCAGAGUUUAGGAAGAGAGUGAGGGGAGGGAGAGUGCCUCGGGCCAUACCAUGGUAUGCUGAGACGAUCGGGGUGGAGGGAGGGGAGAGGGUAGAGGGAGGGGGGAGGGGGGAGAGGGUAGAGAGAGGGGGGAGCGGGGAGUGGGAGGAGAGGGCGCUUAGGGGAGGAGGGAGGGGGGGAGGACAAGGGAAGGGAGAGGAGGGAGAGGGAGGAGGAGGAGGAGUGGAGGAUGUGAUGUAUGGGCUGCUGGCUUUGCACAUGAAAGAGGAGAUGGGUGAAGGGAAGCUUGAGAGUGCUGGAGAUGGCGAUGGUGGUGGUGGCAGUGGUGAUGACGUGGCGGUUGAUGUCGCAGCGAUGCUGAGAUGGCGGUCCUGGACUCGAGAUGCGCUGGACUGCCAUCUGGCGUGGCACCUGCAGAGCGUGCUGCAGGCCAUAGGAGCGCUGCGGGCCAAUGAGGUGCUGCCAAGUGUGCACAUGGACUACGUGGCGCAGCUGCUGGCAGCGGGGCAGCCCCACUGGGCGCUCUACUGCUUGCAGCACGUGCCGCCUUCCCGGCAGCUUCCUCGCCGCUCUCUAGAGUGCGCCUUCAGGGAGGUGCUGGCGCUGUUCUGCCCGGUGUGGGUGGAGAGCGACGAGCAGCGCAGCUUCAUCGAGGGGCAGCUGCGGGUGCCUGCCUCCUGGCUGUGUGCGGCGAAGGCGGCGUACCACCGCUACAACGGCAGCCGCAGCGACGAGCUGCAGUGUCUGCUGGGGAGCUUCCAGUGGGACAGAGCCCACUGCCUCUUCAUGAACCACCUGGCCGCUGCGUGGAUUCUUUCAGAGCGCUGGUCGGAGGUGCGGCGGCUGAUGGAGGGGCUGGAGACACACGGGGAGAACAUCCAUGGGUGGAAAGAGGGUGGGCGGCUUCUGUUGGACUAUGUGCACCUUUCUGCCGCCCUGGAGGGGCAGGCGAUCGUUCCAACAGAAGAGCUGGUGGUGUCAGUGGCUGACGGGUCGGAGGCACUAGCGGAGUUCUCCCACCGCACGGUUCAGUCUCUGCGCACAUUCCCCCACGAUGCUGCUCGCCUGCGCAUGGUGUAUGCACGCAUGCUCGACUCCCUUUCUCGCAGCUUCCUCACCCACACAGCAGCAACCACAGCUGCUGCUGUGGCAGCUGCCGACGCAGCAACCACCCCUAACGCCGCCGCCGCUCCCGUAGACGCAGCCCUGGCCACCACGGCCCUUCCUGCCCUCCCUCGGGAUUCCAGGUUGGCUUUCGCCCGCGAGGCGGCAUCAGAGCUCGCCAGCUGGCUCGCUGAGGUGGCGCCUGUGCAGUAGAAGUGGUUUGGUUUGGAUUGCUUGCGGAGAUGACGAGUUGUGAAAGGGAUUUGCGGGCCCAACUCUAUUCGUUGGAUGCGUAAUGA
This is a messenger RNA of Closterium sp. NIES-67, 8004 nucleotides long. NCBI's taxonomy places the organism in Eukaryota, Viridiplantae, Streptophyta, Zygnematophyceae, Desmidiales, Closteriaceae. The record is from the annotation of a GenBank genome assembly.